Anopheles aquasalis is the source of this 854-nucleotide messenger RNA. RefSeq names its product crooked (gene crok). Gene Ontology annotation, biological process: regulation of synaptic transmission, cholinergic; positive regulation of voltage-gated potassium channel activity; sleep. NCBI's taxonomy places the organism in Eukaryota, Metazoa, Arthropoda, Insecta, Diptera, Culicidae. The record is from RefSeq and is a predicted model, not a curated record.
CAUCUCAAUUAACCACCCGUGCCUUUUGCGCUUAAGUUUUCUGUUGAAACAGCUAUUUUACUAAAUUAAGACAACAUUUACUAGAACAAAGUCGUCGAAGGUGUUGCAAUAGUGCAGAGAAAAGUAACAAUAACACAACCAUGCAAUCCAGAAGUGCCUGUUUCGUGAUUUUCGGUUUGGUGCUGCUAGCGUUUGGCGUCCAAAAGGGUUUUGGUAUCAAAUGCUGGGAAUGCCGCUCAGAUUCGGACCCGAAGUGUGCGGACCCGUUCGACAACAGCACCCUUUCCAUCACGGAUUGUAAGCAGGUCGAGCCGAAGGAACAUCUACCGGGGGCAAAGGCCACCAUGUGCCGAAAAAUUCGCCAAAAGGUGAACGGCGAGUGGCGGUACUUCCGCAGCUGUGCCUUUAUGGGCGAACCAGGUAUCGAAGGUGACGAACGGUUCUGCCUCAUGCGUAGCGGUACCUACAACAUCUUCAUGGAGUAUUGUACCUGCAACAGUAAAGAUGGGUGCAACGCGGGUUCGCUCCUUUCGCCAGCCAACUCGCUCAUAGCUGCUUUAGUUGUAACAAUUUUGAGUCUUUUAUUUCGUAACUGAAUCCUGCCAUGCCGGAAACGAGGAUGUUUCUGGACCAAGUAGCUGUAAUCGAGAGGCGCGGAACAUAUUUCAAAGUAUUGCCUUAGAACCAGGAACGAUAUCUCUGUCUAUGAUCGGCAGAACAUAGCAUUUGCCGGCUGCACUUAGCCAUGAAUCAUUCCGUCCACUAGCAAAAGUGAAUCUCUUAUGACUGCUGGAUUUUAUUCCACGGCGUUUUGUAUUGCGAAUGAAAUAAAUAACUUUUUCCUAUUAACUCUA